AGGCAGCCAAUGGGUGCAUAUCUAAGUAAACCUGUAACGGAGAAAAUCUCCGAAUCUGGGAGUAAUUGUCGAACACGCUACGCAGCAACAUCGAUGCAAGGAUGGCGUGUUAAUCAGGAGGAUGCUCACAAUUGUAUCAUCGAUUUCGACGAAAAUUGCUCCUUUUUUGCAGUCUACGAUGGACAUGGAGGGAGCGAAGUAUCGGAAUAUACGGCGAAGCAUUUGCCAACUUUGCUGAGGGAGAGUCUUGCUUGGUCGUCGGGUGAUUAUGCCUCUGCAAUUGAGGAUACAUUUCUGGCGUUUGAUGAUAAAUUAAGAUCGGAAGCAGUACUGAAGGAAUUGAAAAAGAUGGCCGCGCGCCCGACAGCAAAGCGUGAGCGUGAAGAUCCCAGCGAUGAAGAGGAAGACAGAGAGGUGCUUUAUGAGGAAGCGAAGAUGCCCCUCGAAACUAUUCUGCAGAGAUAUGGGGUUGUUUUACGUCGAGAUCGAGCCGGUAAGCAGACGAUCAUCGACUUCAACGAUAUGCGCAAGCAAUUCGAGAAGCAGGACACAGAGACAGACAAACCUGAGGAGGACCAGGACAUUAAAGAGGAAGCCGAAAAUAAGUCAAAUGGGGUAAAAAAAGAAGCAAAUGUAGACGGCCACAACGGUGAUGCGAAGGAAGAUGUGGACGAGGAGAGCGAUGAAUGUAAAGAAAUGGAAGAAAAAGUGGUGGAAGAGAAAACCAAGAAACGAGUUUGCGACUCGUCACCACUCACGCUUAGCCCAAAACGAACGAAAUCCUCCGACAAUCCCGAAGAAACACCAGUGAAGAAUGUAGGAGAAUUAAAAGAUGAGGAAAUGCAGUUGUCCGAGGAAAAUCCACCGAUCGACAAACCGAAAACAGAAACGACAGAUGACAGAUCUGAAGCGGCUGAGGAUAAUGGAGCACCAGCUAGUGAGCCAGAAGUUGGAGGCCCUGUGGCGACCAAUGCUUCAACGGCUUCCAGUGAUGGCGCUGGUGGUGGUGAUUUCUGCGCGUGUUCCUCGGACAAUCGCCAGGGCCCCAUGACGCCAGAUGGCCAGAAUGCAUUUUCCUCGGAUUCGGAGCAGUCAGUGGAUGAGGACUACAAUGGGGAUGAGGAGAUGAGCGGGGGAGAGGAGGAGGAGGAUGAGGACGAAGAUAUUGGAGAAACUGAAGCGGAGCCAUGUUACGGUCCUCCAUCGGGCGAUACUCCAGGGGAGGAUUCGGGCACAACGGCAUUAGUUGGUUUGGCUAAUAAUGCUGCUUCGCUUAGUGGUGGUGGUCGGCCUACUGGCAAUCCUUAA
Molecule: messenger RNA, 1308 nt
Organism: Gongylonema pulchrum
Lineage: Eukaryota; Metazoa; Nematoda; Chromadorea; Rhabditida; Gongylonematidae
Source: the annotation of a GenBank genome assembly